UUGACCUCCUACAAUUUUUGAAGAAAUACUGAAAUACUUUUUGGUGUGUACAUACGUACGUACGUACGUGUACGUGUGCUCAUGAUGGAAGAGAAGUUGGAGAGUGUGGCGAGGUACAAGGAAGCGCUGGAAGCAGUGAACGAGCUCAAGGGUCUUCAGGAGAUUAGAUUAUCCCUAGAGUCGCUAGAAGGUGCUCAAGAAGGGAUGAGUGACCUGAUGGGAGAGGUGGACAGUGCUCGUGAGGACAGUCUUGUAUUGAAGAGAAUGAGUGAAGAAGCUCAACAUUGGAUGAACAAAUUGGACGAGGCAGAACAAACCUUCCAAGAGCUGAGUGUUCCGCUGGAUUAUAGUGAUCUUAAGAAAGUCAACUUCUUCUCUAGAGCGUUUGGAUUGGACUUCAAAAUUACUGAAGAUCGAGCUAUUUCAUUUAUGUUCUUACACCUAAAUGACAAGUGUCCCGAUCGCCGCUGCUCCAUCACAAUGGACAUAGAGGGAGAGAAGUGGACAGUAGUGUGUAUGGAUCCACCCCUCCAUGGUGUACAGUGUCUACUGGAUCAACUCAAUGAAGGAGGAGAACUAAAGAUAUUCUGCAAACAAGUCCGACAGAAAUUCAAAGACUUAAUUAGCCAAACUAACCUAACCCAAACUGACUAAAACUUUCAUAACUUUCAAUUAUCUUAAUUGUCAACCAACACACAACAUUUAUUCACACGUACAAGAAAAAGAAUACAUCAAUAA
Halichondria panicea is the source of this 738-nucleotide messenger RNA. RefSeq lists its product as uncharacterized. The transcript has 5 exons. Lineage: Eukaryota; Metazoa; Porifera; Demospongiae; Suberitida; Halichondriidae. The record is from RefSeq and is a predicted model, not a curated record. The coding region runs from base 82 to 654 and encodes 190 amino acids. Gene Ontology annotation, cellular component: Ndc80 complex. Gene Ontology annotation, biological process: chromosome segregation.